Messenger RNA from Rotaria sordida, 669 nucleotides. NCBI's taxonomy places the organism in Eukaryota, Metazoa, Rotifera, Eurotatoria, Philodinida, Philodinidae. The record is from the annotation of a GenBank genome assembly.
AUGGAAUCUACGACAACUAUAAAUGGUCUUGAUCAUGAAAUUGAAUCAUCUGAUAAUACUUCAAUAAGAAAUCAUAAUGAUGAAAUAUCAAAUGAAAAUAUUCAUUCAUAUGAUAAUCAUGAAAUUCAAUCAACAAUAAAAUUAGAUAAUGAUGCUGAAUUAAUAUUAAAACUUGAUAAUUUAUUACUUGAUGAUCAAAAUGAUUCUGAAAUAUAUUUUCAUUCAUAUCAAUCAGAAAAUGAAAUGUCAUCUAUAAUGUCUUUAAUAAGUGGUACAUUAUCUGAACCUUAUUCUAUAUAUACAUAUCGUUAUUUUAUUCAUAAUUGGCCUGAUUUAUGUUUUUUAUGUUCAAAUCGAAAAACAAAUGAAUUAAUUGGUGCUAUUGUAUCAAAAUUAGAUUUACAUAAAAAAAUUUUACGUCGUGGUUAUAUAGCUAUGUUAGCUAUUAAUGAAGAAUAUCGACGAAAAAAAAUUGCGUCAAAACUUGUUCUUAUGAGUAUAAGAGAAAUGAUAAAACGUGGUUGUGAUGAAAUUGUACUUGAAGCUGAAGUAACAAAUGAUGCUGCACUAAAUCUUUAUGAAAAUUUAGGAUUUUUACGUGAAAAACGUUUAUAUCGAUAUUAUUUAAAUGGUGUUGAUGCUUAUAGAUUAAAACUUUGGUUAAAAUAA